Salarias fasciatus (jewelled blenny) is the source of this 2184-nucleotide messenger RNA. It is a transcript of the gene pdhx, whose product is annotated as pyruvate dehydrogenase complex component X. Bases 22 to 1503 code for a protein of 493 amino acids. Gene Ontology annotation, biological process: pyruvate decarboxylation to acetyl-CoA. Gene Ontology annotation, cellular component: pyruvate dehydrogenase complex; mitochondrion. Gene Ontology annotation, molecular function: acyltransferase activity. The transcript is spliced from 11 exons. Lineage: Eukaryota; Metazoa; Chordata; Actinopteri; Blenniiformes; Blenniidae. The record is from RefSeq and is a predicted model, not a curated record.
CGACCGACGGAGGACGACAACAUGGCGGCCUCCUUGCUUCUCGGUCGUCAGGGAAUUUUAUUUGGGCUCAGGUUGUCCCAUUUAAAUAAAUGUUUAUCGGCUGCUCAUCCAUGGCAGGAACAUGUCAGGCACUUCUUUCAGUCGCCGUGGAUACUCGGUGUCAGCCCACUCAAAGUGCAAAUGCCGGCUUUGUCCCCCACCAUGGAGGAGGGAAACAUAGUCAAAUGGCUGGUAAAGGAAGGUGAGCCUGUGGCAGCAGGUGAUGCUCUCUGUGAGAUUGAGACAGACAAGGCUGUGGUUACCAUGGAAUCUAAUGACGAUGGCAUCCUGGCAAAGAUAUUGAUGGAGGAGGGCAGUCGCAACGUGCGCCUUGGAACUCUGAUCGCCCUCAUGGUGGAGGAAGGGCAGGACUGGAAGCAGGUUGAGAUCCCUGCUCCAGAUGCUGCACCUCCAGCUGCAGCUCCACCUGCGACGCAUUCAGCCGCUGCCUCGGUCGGGGCCCCUGCUGCUCCUGCUCCGCCGCCCCCACCUAAACCAGUCACGUCAGGCCCGUUACGUCUGAGUCCAGCAGCCAGGCACAUUUUGGACACCCAUGGUAUUGACCCCAAAUUGGCCACAGCCACUGGACCAAGAGGACUCAUUACUAAGGAAGACGCGUUGAAUCUUUUGAAGACGUCUCCUGCUCCAGCAGCAGCGCCGGCCCCGGUUGCCCCAGCUGCCCCGAGUCCUGCUCCCACCCUGGCAGCUGCGCCCCCACCCCCAGGCAGCAGGCCCAACAUACCUCCCCUCUCUGUUCCAGGGAAACCAGGAGCACCGGGAACUUUCACAGAGCUGCCCGCCUCGAAUGUACGCCGUGUGAUCGCUCAGAGACUAACCCAGUCAAAGACCACCAUCCCACACGCGUACGCCUCCAUCGACUGCGACAUGGCUGCUGUCAUGCAGCUCCGGAAGAACCUGGCCAAAGAACAAAUCAAAGUGUCUGUUAAUGACUUCAUCAUCAAAGCAGCUGCUGUUACACUGAAAGAAAUGCCAGAAGUGAAUGUCACCUGGUCUGGCGAAGGGCCCCAGGCGCUGGAUUCAAUCCACAUAUCCAUCGCAGUGGCGACUGACAAAGGACUCAUUACACCCAUCAUCAAAGAUGCAGCAAACAAGGGAGUGCAGGAGAUUUCCUCUAAUGCCAAGGCUCUGGCCCAAAAGGCUCGCGAUGGGAAGCUUCUGCCAGAAGAGUACCAGGGAGGCUCUUUCAGCAUAUCGAACCUGGGCAUGUUUGGAAUCAGCGGCUUCAGCGCCGUCAUCAACCCUCCUCAGGCGUGCAUCCUGGCCGUCGGCACCUCCCGGUCCGAGCUGCAGCUGUGCGAGGACCAGCAGACCCUGCGCACCCAGCAGCUGAUGACGGUCACGCUGUCCAGCGACGGGCGGCUCGUGGACGACCAACUGGCCUCGCAGUUCCUCGAUAAAUUCCGUGCCAACCUAGAACAGCCCCAACGCAUGGCCCUAGCCUAGAGGACAUGCACAGAUUGAUGAUAGUGAUUGAAGAGGAAAUAAUAAGGCAGCCAACGCCUACAUGACAAAGCUUGGAUUGUGCUUUUAUAAGGGAAGAGCUACUAAAUAGACGCCUAAAACGCACAAAGUAGUGUUGUGUAUAUAGUGUAAAACUGAGAUUCAGGCUGAUAGACGUCAGGCUUUGUCAUGAAGGAGCUGAGGAGAGCUUCUUCCAGAAUAAUAAAAGGGUUCUGACUGUGGUGCCAAAUGUCACCAACACAGAACUCCUGCAGCAAACUGUGCCCCACAUAUUUCAAAAUCGGUGGUUUGUGUACCGUGCUAGCAUUGUGUAUAUAUAUUUAAGACUGUUCUGGCUCCAGCUCCAUUUGCAUUGUAUCGACUCUGUGACUAAUAAUACACAUGCAAAUAGGGCUGUCAACCCCUCCCCUACUGUACAUUUGUCAAAGAUAUUUAUUACUGACCGGUGCGAUUUCCAACCAGGGUAAACCCAAAUAAACCAUUUCCCAGUUGUUCAAAUGUUCGGAAUCUAGAUCAGUAAUAAUUAUUUGUUAAAGCAUUUAUGCUGUAUAACAUGUAGACAACAUGUCACGGAAAACAAAUCCUCCAAGUCCAUGUGUACACGGGAUUCAUUUAACUUUUGGUCUUUGUCAAAUGGCAAUAAAACACACUGUUCGACCUUCA